Diaporthe batatas is the source of this 2084-nucleotide messenger RNA. RefSeq lists its product as uncharacterized. Gene Ontology annotation, molecular function: FAD binding. Lineage: Eukaryota; Fungi; Ascomycota; Sordariomycetes; Diaporthales; Diaporthaceae. The record is from RefSeq and is a predicted model, not a curated record. The coding region runs from base 147 to 1985 and encodes 612 amino acids. The transcript is spliced from 3 exons.
GACUUACAAACACCCAUAGAAGGGUUCAAUAUUAGAGAAAUCGAUGCAGUGCCCUCUCGUCCCUGCUGCGAAGUGAAAUUGGACUUGGACUCACAUCAUUGAACUGAACAAGUCGCGGGAAUUAGUCAAAGAAAUCUCUGCCCAUCAUGGUCGACUCGCACAGCAUCUUCCAGACCGACGUUCUGAUCUGCGGCUCCGGGUCCGCCGGACUGACAGCAGCGCUCUGGUUAGCGAAAUACGGCAUCGCCUUCCGAGUUCUUGAGCGCCGCGACGGGCCCCUGGUCAAAGGGCAGGCUGACGGAGUGCAGUGCCGGACGGUUGAGAUAUUCGAAAGUUUUGGACUGUCCGACCAGCUCCUGCGGGAAUCCUACCAUGUGUUGGAAUUGGCCUUUUGGUCUCCGGACCAGGACACGAAACUCCGCGAUGGCGAGAACGGCGGCAUCAAAUGGUCUCAUUACGCCCCGGACACCGAACCUGGUUUGAGUCACCAGCCUCACGUUAUACUCAACCAGGCUCGCAUUAAUGAGAUGAUCACGAAAGAGAUGCUGAGGUGCGGUGGUGCAGAGAUCGACUACGGCUACGACGUCAAAUCCGUUCAUGUGGACAAAAACGCCGCAGGCGAUCCAGACUCGUACCCAGUCACAGUUACGGCUCUUAAAAACGGCGUCGAGCAGGUCUUUCGCGCAAAGUAUGCCUUGGCAUGCGACGGUGCGCACUCGGCCGUCCGCAAAGCUCUGGGCUUUCAGAUGCUUGGUGACUCCACCGACGCCAUCUGGGGUGUUAUGGACCUCUAUCCCCGGACAACUUUCCCCGACAUCCGCAAGAAAGCCGUCAUACAAUCCGUGAGCGGUAAUCUGAUCAUUAUCCCUCGCGAAGGUGACUCCCUUGUCAGAUUUUAUAUCGAACUACCGCCGGACACCGUGGCAAGCAAAGUCACGUUGGAAGACCUUCAGAAACGAGCCAAGUUGAUAUUCAGACCAUAUGAAAUGGACAUCGCAGAGACGACAUGGUGGUCCGCUUACCAAAUUGGACAAAGGCUUGCAGACAAUUUUCACGAGCAAUACCGUGUCUUCUUAACGGGCGAUGCGUGCCACACCCACAGUCCAAAAGCAGGCCAAGGAAUGAAUGUCAGCCUGCAGGAUGGGUACAACAUCGGAUGGAAGUUGGGUUCUUACCUUUCAGGCCAGGCGACCGAGGAGUUGGUCAAGACGUAUGUCAGCGAGCGGCAGCAGACGGCGGCAGAGCUGAUCGAGUUUGAUCGCAUGUGGAGCAAGAUCUUUAAAUCAGGGGCGACCAACGGGGCAGGGGCAGAUUAUGUCCGAGACCAGUUCGUGAAAUCAGGGAGAUACAUGGCUGGUCAGGCAUACAAAUACAGCAAAUCCAUUAUCACAUGGCCAUUCGAAGACACUCCGAAGACUAAUGGGGUAGUCAGGGACAAGCGGAAAUCCCGACUAGUUGUGGGGAUGCGGCUUCCCAGCGCACAAGUGGUUAGAUACAGCGACGGGAAGGUCCAUCAGCUGCUGAGCGUUUUCCAGUCAGAUCGCCGAUGGAGGAUAGCUGUAUUCGCUGGGGAUAUUCAACAACAAGAAACAAGGAACCGUCUGGAUCGAGUGGCCUCGACCCUGGAGUCGACAGUCCGAGCUUUCACGAGUGAAGGCCAAGACGAGGACAGCAUUAUUGAGAGCCUGCUCAUGCUCAAGACGAAAAGAACAGCCAUUUGUUUGGAUAAUAUCCCGAAAGCUUUCAAGCCCAUUACAGGAAAACAAAGCAUUCAAAAUAUCCACAAGGUAUUUGUGGACGACGAGAGUUACAACUCGGGGCACGGUUACGCAUUUGAUACAAUCGGAGUUGACCAUGAAUCAGUUACAAUUGUUGUAGUCAGGCCCGAUCAGUACAUCGCAACCAUCCUCCAAGAACAAGAAGCAGACUGGCUCCAUACAUUCUUCAAGGGUUUUCUGAUUACCCGGACCGGAAGAAGCCCGUAAAUAUGUCACGACAGACGUGGAAAUCUCCAGUGAAAGAGUGUCUCCGAUUUAAAUGAAUCAAAUAUUUCGUAUAUCACCAAGCGCCUAGGCAAAGCAAAU